CAUCAAACGGAAGGUAGCCGUUUUACUUCGGAGCAGAAUAUUCAAAGUGAACUUACCAGAACAAAUCGUGAGGAAGACUGAGUCCCCGAUGUGUUGCUUCAGAAUCGUAACGAGAACAGUUUUUAUGGCAGCCCUGCUCCAAGCUCAAACCAGCUGCUGCUCUGGAUGCAAAGAUGACGAAGUCACCUGGCGAAGCAAUAAUGGAACACAGAAUGACACGUGCUUGGCUUGUAUCGACUGUCCAGAUGGAAUGGAACCCUCGAUUCCUUGCGGAACGGUCGCCAAAUAUGGAACACAUUUACACUGUGUGGCAUGUAGAGAGGGAACCUUUUCCGAUACGUACGGCAAAAGACAGUGCAAGCCGUGUUCCGUAUGCUCAGUUGGGCGAACAGUCGCACGAAACUGCUCUGUCACCAAGAACACGCAAUGUGGCUCUUGUAGCCAUGGGUAUUACGAGAGUAAGAUCGUUUUUGAUUGUCUGCCGUGUUCUGUCUGUUGUUGGGACGAAAAAGAUCAACUCGAGAGUCAAUGCAAAGCCCAGGGUCUACCAAGUCAUCGCCACUGCAAACCCAGGCACGAGCGUGGCUGCCAAGCGCCUCGGACAAGCGGGGUAAAAGUGACAUCUGGCGCGGCAACUGGGCGACCAAAUCAAGGAGCUACGAAGAAAAACAGCAGCAACACCACCACGACAACGACGACAACAACAACAACAACAACAAAAACAACAAAAACGACAACAGCAACCGAAGAAAAAGUAGCAUCACUUUCACCCACAACAGUCACAACAGACGAGCGUUUCAUUAGCAGUAAGACCAGAGAUCAAAACACGAGUUCCAGCACUCUCUCCACUUCUUCAACUGAGCUGCCAAAAAGAACUGCUUCAGCUACAGGCACUGUUGGCAAAAGCAAUCUAGCUUUUAAAAAGAGCAAAGGUUCUUUGUCAGACAGUAGCGGCGCAAACAAGAAUCGAGUCAUUAAGGCUGUGACUGUGAGCAUCGCCAUUUUAAUAAUGAUUGUAUUCGUCGCCAAGAGGAAGAAAAUUGCGGCCUACUUCAAGUGGGCG
Molecule: messenger RNA, 1063 nt
Organism: Orbicella faveolata
Lineage: Eukaryota; Metazoa; Cnidaria; Anthozoa; Scleractinia; Merulinidae
Biological process (GO): Rho protein signal transduction
Cellular component (GO): cell surface; plasma membrane
Molecular function (GO): coreceptor activity; nerve growth factor binding; death receptor activity
Source: RefSeq, a predicted model, not a curated record